This is a messenger RNA of Purpureocillium lilacinum, 1500 nucleotides long. RefSeq lists its product as uncharacterized. Gene Ontology annotation, molecular function: protein binding; cis-regulatory region sequence-specific DNA binding. Lineage: Eukaryota; Fungi; Ascomycota; Sordariomycetes; Hypocreales; Ophiocordycipitaceae. The record is from RefSeq and is a predicted model, not a curated record. Gene Ontology annotation, cellular component: nucleus.
AUGGCGGCGGGCCAGCCGAGCCGUGCCGUGGCAGACGUCAAUAGUCAUGAACACUAUGAGUCAAAGGCAAACCACGCGGGCGUCGUCACUGAUGCUGCGUCGAUUCCCUCGCAUCAGCUCGGAGUCAAGCCCUUGGGCAACCGCUAUCUCUCUAAUGCGCCGAAUGCGAGAGCUAGCGUCGGCACGUGGGCUAUGAUGCCUGACGAGAUGCUCACGGUCAUCCUGGAGCACUUUGGCAAAUCAGACCUCAUCAGACUGGGCUCGACAUGCAAAUUUCUCUACGCCUUUUGCCACCUAGAUGAGAUCUGGAAGGCGCUGUUUCUCCAGCUUCCGCCUGAAGUUAGUCGAGCGCUGAGAUGGCGAGGCACUUGGAGAAGAACGUUGAUGAACCUGAACAAGGAGUCUGAAGCCAUCGUCGACUGCAGCAAUGUCUUCUCCGACGUAUUACACCGGCCGUUCGCCUGCUCCAACAUCAACCUGAGGCAAUUCAUUCGCAACAUACCCAAGGCAAACCAGAUCCGCCGCUUCGACAAUCUCACGUAUGAACAGUAUGCUGAGCGAUGGACCGAGCAGCCUUUUAUUCUGACGAAGUGCAUCCGAGAAUGGCCUGUCACCUCCACAUGGACCAUCGAUCAACUUCUGUCAGAUUACGCCGAACUUGACUUCCGAGCUGAGGCAGUGGAUUGGACGUUCUCAAGAUAUUGCGAGUACAUGCGGGACAACAUCGACGAGAGCCCUUUGUACCUUUUCGACCGCAAAUUUGCAGAAAAAAUGGGUAUCAAAAUCGGAAAAGACGCCGGCUCGGCGUACUGGAGGCCAGAUUGCUUCGGUCCCGAUCUCUUCGAGGUGCUCGGGCGUGAGCGCCCAGCCCAUCGUUGGCUGAUUGUCGGACCGGAGAGGAGUGGUUCGACAUUUCAUAAGGACCCCAACGGUACCAGCGCAUGGAACGCGGUCAUCCAAGGAUCUAAAUACUGGAUCAUGUUUCCCCCAGCAGCGCAAGUUCCCGGAGUAUACGUAUCCCAGGACAGUAGCGAAGUUACAAGCCCCUUGAGCAUUGCCGAGUGGCUGUUGACUUUUCACCAAGAGGCGCGUCAACUGCCAGAAUGCAUCGAAGGUAUAUGCGAGGCUGGAGAGAUCCUCCAUGUCCCAAGCGGCUGGUGGCACCUUGUUGUGAAUCUCGAAAGCGGCAUCGCUCUUACGCAGAACUUUGUUCCGCAGUCGCCGAGCCUCAACCUGCUGUCAGAAGUCCUAGCCUUUCUCAAAGACAAGCCAGACCAGGUCUCCGGUUUCGACAAAGACGUCGCGAACCCUUAUGAGCUGUUCAUCGGGAGGCUCCGAUCGGAACACCCUGAAGUGCUGGAUAAGGCCCUAGAGGUCGUGGAUAGGAAGAGUGGCAAGAAGCGAAAGUGGGAUACGGCUGUCGGCCGCGAUGAAGAGGCUCAGGAAUCAGGAGGCUUCAGUUUUGGAUUUGGCGGUGACGACGAGGAUGAGAUACCUUGA